This is a messenger RNA of Lathyrus sativus (Indian pea), 231 nucleotides long. Lineage: Eukaryota; Viridiplantae; Streptophyta; Magnoliopsida; Fabales; Fabaceae. The record is from the annotation of a GenBank genome assembly.
AUGGAUCUCAAUCAACAUAACCCUUGGUCUAAUUUUAUGCAAAAUGGUGGUAGUCCUCCUUCUAUUCCAAAUCAACAAAGUAAUCCAUAUUUUAGAAAUACACCUUUUAUCUCAAAUCCACACCAUAAUCCAAAUUUUCAAAACUCACCUUUUAUCCUAAAUCCACAAAAUAAUCCACACUUUGGAAAUUACUCAUAUCAUCCACCACCUUAUCCAUAUCAAUAUCAAUAA